Molecule: messenger RNA, 969 nt
Organism: Debaryomyces hansenii CBS767
Lineage: Eukaryota; Fungi; Ascomycota; Pichiomycetes; Serinales; Debaryomycetaceae
Gene: BUD16
Product: putative pyridoxal kinase
Exons: 1
Coding region: 1-969 (322 amino acids)
Biological process (GO): pyridoxal 5'-phosphate salvage
Cellular component (GO): cytosol
Molecular function (GO): pyridoxal kinase activity
Source: RefSeq, a predicted model, not a curated record
AUGAAGUCGGUGUUAUCGAUACAGUCACACGUGUCUCACGGAUAUGUGGGUGGAAGAGCGGCCAUAUUUCCACUACAGUGUCAGGGCUGGGAGGUCGAUAGUAUCAAUACUGUGAACUUUUCGAAUCAUACUGGAUAUGGUUCAGUAAGAGGCUCAAGUAUUAACGAAGCUGAUUUGGUCGAUAUUUUUAAAGGGUUGAAUAAUAUUCAAGUAUCGUACGAUGCGAUAAUCACUGGAUAUAUACCAAAUGCAUCAUUGAUUGCUGUGACAAACGAAAAUAUCAAGUCGUUAAAAUUGAACAAUGAUAAUUUAUUAUACUUAUUAGAUCCGGUCAUGGGAGACCAGGGUUUUUUAUAUGUGGAUGAAUCAUGUGUUGAUGAGUACAAAAAGAUAUUGGAGGAUCGUCUUGUAGAUAUUAUUACUCCAAAUCAAUUUGAAUUGGAGUUGUUGGUAGGCUUUAAGGUUAAAAAUGAAAGUGAUCUAAACCUUGCAAUAAACCAUUUGCAUUCAAAAUUCAACAUUAAGUAUGUCGUGAUAUCGAGCUUGACAGACAUAAAUAAGAGUUCCGAGGAUUUAAUAUAUUGCGCUAUCUCCACCAUGGGUGAAGAGAAAAUACAAAUAUUCAGUAUUCCCGUGAUUAAUUCAUAUUUCACAGGUGUUGGCGAUUUAUUUAGUGCUUUAUUGUUGGAUAAGCUUUACAACAGUUUUCGGUGUCAUGAAUCAAAGCUGCCAAGUUUAUCGAAAGCAGUUAGCCAAGUUCUUACUAUAAUGCUGAAAACUUUAAGCUUGACCCAUAAAUUGGGAAUCGAAUCAUAUUGCAAGGAUAAAAAUUUGACAAAUUCAAACGGAGAUAUGCCUGUAAGUAAAGUCAAUGAUGAUGUAAUGAAAUACUUUGAGUUGAAAAUCAUCCAAUCUAAGGACUUCUUUGCUUAUGAUGGGAUAGGCGAGUUUAAACCCGAGUACUUGUAG